AUGCUCCGCUCAUCAGGGACGUCAGAGAGAAAUGUCCGUGAUGUUCUGUCAGAGAAUGCUGACUUGAAGAAAUUCUGUGAACAGAUGAGGAGAGAGGUGCGGGCCGUUCUCAGCAGACAUGAAGGCAUACUCGGCAGGGUGACUACAGAAGAUUCUCCCAUAGUAAACAAGCGGGUUGGUGGUGGACGCACAAGGCCCAACCGUGUUGGAGAUGUUGGGUUAACAGGAAUCCUAAGGAAGCAAUGGAACAGCCUCAAGCAGCUGGUGGAGAUACUGGAAGCCCGAGCCGCACAAUCCGAUGUGACUCAUGUGAUAAGUGUGACUGAUCAUGAGAAGGAACUAACCCAGCUGAAGAAGGAGGUGGAAGAGCUUAAAGAAGAGCUAGAACAGAGCCGGGAGCUUAUAAGUCAACAGCAGCAGCUCCUACAGGACCACUUGGUUCCUCAGCCGGGUGAGGGUCAGCAAUCCCCUCUGUGGGAUGCCUACUUUUUAGAAGAACAGCUGAGAUUAGAACAAGACCGGGAGGCCUUUGAGGAGCAGAAGAUGGCCUUUCAGGAUGAGCGGGAGAAGUUCACGGAGGCAGCUAUCCGACUGGGUAGAGAGCGUCUCCAGUUCGAGGCCAAUCAGGCUCUUUUCAUGAAGCAGCAAUUUUUGAAUAUGACUCCUGGUCUUGGGACUCCUCCAUGGAAGAAGACUCCACCAUGGUCUGCGCUUUCUGCGGACAAGCCAAAAGGCACCUCCCAUAACGCCAAACAGUUUACGCCCAGUCAGUCCCGUGCCAGCAAACUGCACAAAGGGUCUGCAGAUCUUAUGAGCCCAAGCACUGCAGAGCUGUACAGAGUCCUGAGGCUGGCGCCUCCCAGCAGGACCAUGAUGUCUCAUAGAUGUGACAGCAGCAGCCAGCUAGACACUGAGUCAGAAGAUACUAGCCAGAGAUGGAGUGACAGCCUGUCACCGAGAAGCGAUUCUCCAGAGUUACAACCCCUUCCUCAAUAUGUGAUUCCAUUCAAACUGAGCAUGACACCGUAUCUUCGCCCCAGGGCUACUCCAGUAAGCUUGCCUCGCAAUCACGUAGAACCUCGCACGCCCACUACUGCGGAGCUGUUCAGAGCGUUGCACCUUACUCCUGCUGAAAGCAUACCAUCCGGAAAGAGAAGACGUGGCGAUGAGUUAAGAAGGUCCAUCCUCCAUCAUUGCCACCGUAGAGCCAGCAUCUCCAAGGCUGCGGACUCUCCUUGUUGCAGGGAGAAUGCCGGGAGAAGCGAGGAAGCACCACCAUGUCCUUAUGGUUUGGCCAGGGCAGAUUUCGAGAUGGAUUCUCUGUCUUCUGAAGAUAGCCAGCAGGCACAUGAAGAAGCGGACAUUCCCAACAGUGAAAUACUGUCCUCAACUAAAGAGAACUCUGAAUGUUUUGACAAUGACUCUUUGUAUAGAGUGACUCCUCUCCAUGAUGCCACCCAUGUUCACUAUGAGGAGAAGGUGCCUCAUCUGAAGGUCGACAGCCACUAUUGCAAUCAAGACAAUGAUGAAAGAUUGUGGCAUUGUCAAGAGGUGGAUGAAGACAAGUAUUCCAACAGGGUCUAUUCUAAAGGCAUCCUUAAAAGCAAGCCAAAAGAGACCCUCCGUGCUAAAGACCACUGUAGGAGUAGAUCUCGAGAGACCCUUCAUCCUCAGGAUGCGUGUAUAAGAGCAAGCAGAAGCAGAUCACAAGAGAGACUACCGUCUAAAGACCAGCGUAAAGCUAGAUCCAAGGAAGAGCUUUACCACAGAAGUCACCCCUGCCACCAACCCAAAGCUCAUUUUGAAGAUGACUGUACCGCUGAAAGAAAUGAGGGACCUUCCCACUGUACUUCCAACAGGAGAAGGUCUCUGGACUCUCUUCACCACAAACAUGGCCCCAAGAUCCAGCCAAGAGAGUGCCAUUCUCUCCAUAAAAGGUCAUCCCGUCACCGCAGAGACUCCUUGUAUACCUCAGGCCCAGGACGUUCACCCCUCCAUUUCCGGCGCUCUUGUCCAUCUGUCAGAAAUGCUACACCUUGGGCUUCCAGACAUGUGGAAUCAAACUUUUGUGCGGACCUGUUGACCCAGUUUCUGGAUAGCUCCUUUUAAAGAACUGGAAGAGAUUAUUGGAACUUGUGUUGGAAAAUUACUUAAUCACUUUAUUGCAGGAUGAAUGCCUUUAAUUGAAUGAACCCCUUUAUUUACAAAGACUUGUCACCUUUUUUCUUAAUUUUUGGUGUCUAGGAAAGCACUUUUUGCGUUGGGAUUCCCUACCUAAAGGUGCCCAACAUUAAACUUGUUAGAAGACCUACAUCCAUAAUGGUCUGACAACUGGAACCCCACGAAUUACAUGAUGGAACAGUUGUCGGCAGUUUUCCACGAGAGAUCCUACCUAUGCCUCCCCUUGUGCUCCCAUUGAUGUCAUAUGAGAGGGCAUUGCCCAUGGGUGUCCUUUGUACGAUUGGUAGAGGAACCCACAGGUACUCUACCUAGUGGUCUGAUCAUAGUGGGGGGUGAGGGAUUGUAUGGAACACGUUUUAUAGAGCACUUGCCACAUUUUGCACCUUUGAGCACAUAGUAAUUGGUUUGCUUUUGUGUGUCAAUAAA
Messenger RNA from Bufo gargarizans (Asiatic toad), 2607 nucleotides. RefSeq lists its product as uncharacterized. The record is from RefSeq and is a predicted model, not a curated record. Lineage: Eukaryota; Metazoa; Chordata; Amphibia; Anura; Bufonidae. The coding region runs from base 1 to 2109 and encodes 702 amino acids. The transcript is spliced from 9 exons.